UUGUAUGCAUUAACUCUCAGAACCUAUUGAUUCAUUUGUAAUCUCACUGCAGCAGAAUUGCAACAUAAAUAAUUCUACCACAAUUUUUAUUCAAUAAAAAAUUGAUUUGGUGCUUAGAAUUUUUGAGUAUUGUCACACAGCAGUUCUUCUAUUAUUUUCAACAACAAUAAAAUGGGCAAAACAAAUCUUACUUGUGAAAGAAAUGAGUAAUACACCACACUUUCAAUUAUACAACCUAUUGCGUAGUGUCUUGGAAACAGAACAUCACACUCCUUGCAUUAUUUUUUCCAACUAUUCAAUCCAACAAAUUCAAGAUUUACUGGUUAGAUUACAGUACAGCAAAGUUUUGUCAGGUUUGAGUCCUCAAUUGAGUUACUGCUCUCCUUUGAUGAAGUUAAUAACUUAAAAUGAGAUUCCAUGGAACUUUGAAUUACUGACUCCAGAACAGAAAGUAACAACUUCCAAUGAUAUAGCUCCUCUACAAAUAAAAGCCUUCUGAGGUGCUUAACAGCAUGUUCAGCUACUGAUGGAAGUGGUUGAACCUGACAGUGAGUAAUUGAGAAAGAUCCAGCUCUGCCUCACAAUUGGAUAUCAGGCUAACGAAAAACUAGGUUUAAGUAUCAGAAUCAGAUUUAAUAUCACUGUCUUCUAUGAGUGAAAUGUGUUGUUUUACACAGCAGUGUAAUUGCAAAGACAUACAAAUCUAGAAAUUACAAAACUGUAGUGCAAAAAAAAGGAAUAACGAGAUAAUCCAAUCACAAACAAGAGAAAAUCUGCAGAUGCUGUAAAUCCAAGCAAUGCACAUAAAAUGCUGGAGGACAUCGACAGGCCAGGUAUCAUCCAGGAAAAAAAAUACAGUCGAUAUUUUGGGCUGAGACCCUUCCUGCUGAAGGGUCUUGGCCCGAAAUAUCAACUGUGCUCUUCUCCAUAGAUGCUGCCUGGCCUGCUAAAUAAUGAGCUAAUAAGUCCAUGAUUUCAUGGACUGUUAUGAAACCUAGUGGCUGGGAGAAGAAGCUGUAAAAGCAGUAUUUGUUGUUUAAUAUUUAAUGUCGUUUCCAGUACACAAGUUUAAAGGAGAACAAAGUAAUUGUUACUCCAGAUCCAAUGCACCACAAAAACACAAAAGACAAUUACUUUUUAAAAACAUAAUAAAUAUAAAUACAUAAGCUAGCUUAUAUGCAGUACAUAGAUUGGUGGUAUGUCCAUAAAGUGAUGCUAGGCUGUACAUACAGGAAAUAAUAAAGUAGUGGUGGAGUUAGUGGGUGGAGGUGUUGAUCAGCCUUACUGCUUGGGGAAGGUAACUGUUUUUGACUCUGGUGGUCCUGGCAUAAGUAGCCUCCUCUCGGAUGGGAGUGGGACAGUCAGUCCAUAAGCAGCACAGCAGCAGAGGUAGAAGAAAAUCGGGAGGGAAUUAAAUUUUUGAGUUUUAGCAGCCCCAGGAACAGCCGUCACCGAAACAAUAAAGUGAGCCCCAGGCUGCCGGGGGGCUUUCUGACGGCAGGCGGCGGUGCAGCUUCUCCAAGCUGUACGGUACCGGCAAUUCCCAGUGGAAAGUGUAUCAAGGAACCAAGCUAAGGUGGCCUUAAAAGUGGACACUUCGCCCGGUUGAAGAGUUUCAUUGUUCCAAGGAAUAUUCUCUUACCCACCAGCUUCUUGGUAUUAAUACCUGAACAUACCCUCGGCCGCUUUACCUCUCUCAUCAGCAUGAGCUCAGGAAUCUUGCGUAAUGCGUUCAUGAAUAAAUUAUUUUCUUUUCUCUCUCUCUCUGUUUUGGUGACAAAACAUUCACAAGCAAAAACAUUAGUUGAUUCGUAAUUGGUCUCAAUCGGCGUGCAGCGAGCGCUGGGCAUUCGUGAUCGAGUGUCACCUCAGUGUUGGCGAAGAGCCCAGGCAUUCGAACGGUUAACUGCUCUAUCUCUUCGGGAACUUCCUCAAUCUGGUCCUCGGUUGCUCCUCCCCACUCCGAUGACUGGAUGGUUUGUCCCAGUUGAUAUUUACAGCUCUCUACCUCGGACCAUUGGAACUUACACGAGUCAGUGUAAGGAACAUGAUCAGCCGAGAGCCUGUCCAGUACAGGCAUGGAAACGGCCGCGGCGCUCACCUCCCCGCAGCUUUAGCACUGUAAUCAAAUUGAGAAUAUUGAUCAAUAUAUUUAUGCAUCAGCGAUGCUACCUUGGAAGAAAAAUAAAUUUGAUUUAAUCGAGAAGCAGCAGGGAAAGCAGCUCGGCUACUCGGUGAGUUUGAACUGUAACACUAUCACCUCGCUCGCCCGCGCCUGCCCGGACGUGGUGGCGGACAGUGCCCUCAACCGGGUCUGCAGCAUGUUCAAAUCCAAAAGGAGGAAGAUCAAGAUCACGGGCGAGGAUCCCACCUACACGGUGCUGUACCUCGGCAACGCCGCCACCAUUCAAUCCAAAGGCGAAGGCUGCGCCGAUGUGGCGGUGACCAAGAUCUGGAGCAAGAGCGAGCAAGGCAAGAACGGCACCAGGAUGAAGCUGACCAUUAGCUCCCAGGGAAUCCGCAUGGUUCACGUAGACGGCAAGGCAAGGAGACCGGGUCACCUGUACCUCCUGCACAGGAUCACCUACUGCGUGGCAGAUCCCCAAUCUCCGAAAAUCUUCGCCUGGAUCUACAGGCACGAACUGAAGCACAAGGCUGUGAUGCUCAGGUGUCACGCCGUGCUGGUCUCCAAGCCCGAGAAAGCAAAGGCAAUGGCCCUCCUCCUCUACCAGACCUCCAGCAACGCCCUGGCCGAGUUCAAGAGGCUGAAGAGGAGGGACGACGCCAGGCACCAGCAACAGAAGCUGGUCGGGGAGCAGAGCAUUCCCUUGGUCCCGCUGAGGAAGCUGAUGAACGGCCAGUGCAGCUACAAGCCUCCGGUGGAGAGGAGCAGAAGCGCCCCGAAGCUGGGCUCUAUCACCGAGGACCUGGUGGGGGAGGAGGAGGAACAGAGAGCCCUGCUGGAGAUCAGCCUGGAGUACGAGGACAUCCUGGGCAGAACAGAGCCCUCGGCCAGCGACGAGCACCAGAGCUUUACCGAGCUUAUCAGUGACCUGGGCGAAUUGACGAUAGGCAACGAUGUCCAGUUACUGAGGGCUGAUCUACGAGUUACUAGACUGCUGUCCGGCGAAAGCACCAGCAGCGAGUCGUCGCUGGGCAGCGGCACCAGCGACCAGGACGCGGUGGCAGCAGCAGACGACAGUGAGGAAGGAGAUCUACAAGAGAUGGGAUAAUUGUAUCCGUCCUCGGAACCGGCAGCGAUCACAUCCCGCGUGUUGCCUCUCACCUUCCCUGUACCUCAUCUUUACUGUAACUUUAAGAUGGAAAAAAGAGGAAGAACUUCGUGCAAUUCGGGAAAAUGCAUGCACAAAAUGCUUUUCAAAAGGACAUUGUCUGGCUUACAAUUUUGCGCCAACUUUAUUCGUACCCUAAAUGAGUAAGUAGAAGAUUUAACACUUAGAAAUGGAAGUUGCGAUGUGUGAGCCGGUCUGGUCUCUCUUACAAUGAACUUCCUAUGGAAGUAGCGACAAUGAUGGCUGACGCUGGGACACGAUUUGUGUCAGUAAUAUGACCGGCAACAUGCUGCCCUUCUGAAAGUCCCCUCCCCCUAUUCACUGCGGAGGCGGCAAGGUGGCCGCGGUGACCGGUUGCUCCCCAUCGUGUGCCGCUAUCCUGUGACCAAGGGCAAGGAAGCGCAGCUUUGACCUGGACUAAUGUUGGUAUCUCAGUGGUUAGACUGGCAGGUGCAGUUACAGCUGGGUGAACGUCUUUGUGAAGUCAGGCCGGGAUGUGGUUUACAAGACAAAACCAUCAGGCUAUGGCAAUUAAAUAAACACUCGGUCAGAUGCAGUAGCCGCACUGGAAAAUUUAAGGCGACGUUGAAGAGUGUGAUGAGAUAAAGGAAAACUACUUCUCGUACAUGGAAAUUAUUGCCUGAUUUAACUGAACUGAUAUUCAGCGAUGAAUGGAUUCCUUUCAAUUGUGUUCUCUCCUUAUGGAAUGGAUGCUGUUUCUUUCAUUCAGUGACAUGCCAUGGUUAUUUGUCUUAAAUUAAGUAUUUGUUUACAAUCUCUUUAUUGAUUCACAGAAUUUACUCUUGCCUGUUACACUCCGUGGUUUGUAAAUUGCACUGUUGUGAAUUCUUAACCAGUGUUUUAUUGUCUGUAAAUAGUUUUGUGACUGGAUAUAAUAUAUUUCUUUGCUGUGCAAAAGAAAAGUGCAGCAAGCAUUGAAUGUCCUCACUUCUGUACAUAAAAUGUGUAAAUCUGUACAAGCAAGAUGGAUGUUAUUUUUAAAAUAUUUGAUGAAGAAGUGUCUAUCGUUUUUUGUUGGCACAAAAUGAAACAAUAAAGUCAAUGCAAAAUGUCUUGUGCUGUAGUUUUAACCUAAUGUCUUGCUGUGCAUGACUAAAUCUAAAUAAUAACAGCAAAUUGCAAAUUGGGAAAAAGGCUUUCAGAUUAAGGUUGAUUAGCUUGUGAGCAUGCCUUUAUCAUGUAUUUAAUUUACUCCAAUCCAUGUUAAAGGCUUAAAGGCAUCUUUGAUCACGACAGUUGAUGUACAUUUAAACCUGCUGAGAAUAAUAGAUAAAUGCACACGAAAGUGAUUUGCUUUUUUUGUGAUGACAGGUUUUGACACUAUCAAUAGCAAAUCCCACUGUGAAAAUAAAAUAACUCUGAAAAACAUAUAUCUAGAAUAUGAUGUGCACAAGAAAAUUACAUAAUUCGGGAAACAUCAUUUAUACUUAUCGAAGUGAACAACAGCAUUGAAUGAAUCAACAGCAUGCAGACUGGAUUUGUUUCAUAACACUCUAAAUGGCACUCAUGUGUUUAUUAAUUGGCUUUCAACAAGAUUUGAAUAAUUUUGCAUAAUAUAGUUGAAGAAAAUGAAAAAUAAAUUUAAAUUCAUAAUCA
This is a messenger RNA of Mobula hypostoma (lesser devil ray), 4910 nucleotides long. It is a transcript of the gene fam43a, whose product is annotated as family with sequence similarity 43 member A. Bases 2166 to 3233 code for a protein of 355 amino acids. The record is from RefSeq and is a predicted model, not a curated record. The transcript is spliced from 2 exons. NCBI's taxonomy places the organism in Eukaryota, Metazoa, Chordata, Chondrichthyes, Myliobatiformes, Myliobatidae.